This is a messenger RNA of Acanthoscelides obtectus, 2131 nucleotides long. Lineage: Eukaryota; Metazoa; Arthropoda; Insecta; Coleoptera; Chrysomelidae. The record is from the annotation of a GenBank genome assembly.
CUUUACCUAGAUUUAGAUAAUAAAUAUAAUCAAAAGUUAAAUCCAGUGCAUACGAGCCACUGUGUGUAUCUUUUUGAAAUUCAUCAGAUAAGAAUAGAUAGUGUUCUUUGUAACUUACUUUGUGCCUUGUGCUUGGAAAGAAGAUUGUGAAUGAAUAAAAAUAACAUGCUAGUCGUAGAUAUCCGUAAUUUAAUUGAACAAAAUUAAGGUAUAUCAAAAAUGGUGGAAAACGAUGGUCACUCGGAAGUGGUGUACAAGCCAACAACUAAAGUGAAAGAUAAAGUUCUGCUUGAGAAUCAAAACAAGCAGAAGGAUUCGGCGUUUCUGUACUUUACUGCGACGAUAGUGUCUUUGGUAUCAUCAUCAGGGCUUUGCUCCUACAUCUGGAUGUCUCCGGCCCUAGCAGUGCUGAAGUUAGACGAUCAGAACCUCAACCCAAUAGGAAGACCAGUAACUCCAUUCGAAGAGUCAAUCAUUGGUGGAAUAUGGCUUAUUGGAUCCAUCGCAGGCAAUCUGAUGUUGGGCAAACUUCCUGACAUCUUCGGUAGAAAGAAGAUCAUGAUACUCAUUUCUAUACUGAUGAUCAUAGGAUAUUCUGUGCUAGCUUUCAGCAGCACUAUUUAUAUCAUAUACAUAGCUAGGUUGAUAACAGGUAUCGCGUUCGGAAUGUAUCUUCCUUUACUUUCAGUUUACUUAUUCGAAAUUUCUGAAUCUCAUAACAGGGGCAAGUUUGGAAGUUUUAUAUGCCUCUUCCUUACACUAUCUAGUGGAUAUGUCUUUCUCUUGGCUACAUUUUUCUCCUUGAAAGUAUUUACCUUUUUAUGCGCACUACCUGCUGCAUUAUGUUUGUUAUGUUUUCUUUUUGUUCCCGAAACACCAAUGCACUUGGUCUCCAAGGGAGAUAGAAAAGGAGCUACGAAAGCUUUAAGGAAACUUAGGGGAAGAGAUGAUGUCCGAAAAGAAGUAGAAGAGAUAGAAUCUCUGUUGAACGAAUGCAGUAGAGGCAAAAAUAAGACAAUAUUAGAAGCUUUAAGAACACCUGGAUUGAAAAGAGCUUUAUUUCUCGCAGUUUCUGUUAAUAGUUUACAACAACUGAUUGGCCAAACAGCUAUUUUGGGAUACCUCACUUCUAUCUUUGUCAGUGCUGGUAUUUCACCUGACUUUGCCUCUAUCAUAUCAUGUUUGGUCCAACUCCCUAGUACCAUAAUCGCUGCAAUGUUAGUUGACAAACUAGGUAGAAGAGUAUUACUGUUAAUCUCUCUCACCACAUAUGGCACGGCCAUUGUUUUGCUUGGUGUGUAUUUCUACUUGAAGCAUCUAAACUUUGACUUUGGAAGCUUCUCAUGGUUACCAGUAGCGAGUGUUAUAUUAAUGUUCAUAGGUUAUUGUAUUGGCAUGGGGGUAAUACCUAUAAUACUGGCUAGUGAAGUGCUACCUAAUGAUAUCAAGUCUGUUGGAAUGUCCAUCACUGUUUUUUGUGCAGGAGUCUUUGCAUCAGUAACAGUAUUUGGAUUCCCGAUAGUUAUGGAGUAUUUGGGAUUGUAUUGGUGUUUCUGGAUAUGCGGUAUUGUUAGUUUCUUAGCAGCCAUAUUCGUUUAUUACUGUGUUCCUGAAACCAAAGGAAAAAGUGUAGCUGAAAUACAAAAAAUGUUGAAUAGUUGACAAAUGCAGCAAAAAUAGAUUUUGGAUUCCAGAUUGAGAAUUAAAGUAAAUAAAACAAAUGAACAAAUAGUAAUAGGAAGAUUUCGUUCUAUACCCCUUUUCUUUAGUUUUUUUAUACUUGAGCCACCACGAAGUCCUGAGGUCUAAAUACUCGUCGGAACAGUGGCGAUAGUUAUAUCGGGGAUAUUGCCUUUUGUGAUAGAUAAGGUCAUAAGGUUAAGCGGGAGACCAUCACAUAUCUUCUGAAUAAUUAAAUAAUAAGUUUGAACUUAUUGUUCCAUUUCUUGUCAAUGACUAAACAUAAUUUAGCUUUAUCAAUAGACCAGUAAAUGGUAUAAAUUGAAAUUCUUACCUUACAUUUUAAAGACCUCAUAUGUGAAAUUUACCUAUUCAAAUUUCUGUAGAAUGGUAAAGACGGAAUACGCUGUUCGACAAAUCUGAAAUCAAAUAAACGUAAGUAAGUAUAGAA